Molecule: messenger RNA, 1874 nt
Organism: Telopea speciosissima
Lineage: Eukaryota; Viridiplantae; Streptophyta; Magnoliopsida; Proteales; Proteaceae
Product: protein HOTHEAD-like
Exons: 5
Coding region: 49-1791 (580 amino acids)
Molecular function (GO): oxidoreductase activity, acting on CH-OH group of donors; flavin adenine dinucleotide binding
Source: RefSeq, a predicted model, not a curated record
AUUGAGGAGGAUUGUGUUUGAAGCUCAAAACCUACUUAGAUCACCAUCAUGGGUUGUGGAUGGUGGUGGAGACUGAUUAGCACAGCCAUUACUGGAAUUCUCUGUUUUCAUGGACUCUGUCACGCCCAAAAAGUUCCAAACUAUACAUUUCUUAAACAAGCAGAUUCAGAGCCGGCGGUGUCAUAUUACGACUAUAUCAUAGUCGGCGGAGGAACUUCCGGCUGCCCAUUGGCCGCAACACUUUCUCACAACGCCAGUGUCUUAUUGAUCGAGAGAGGAGGGUCUCCCUACGGCAACCAAAACAUAACCAAUUUAGGAUCCUUUGGUGACACCCUAGCCGACACCUCCCCAACCUCUGCCUCCCAACGCUUCGUCUCUGAGGACGGCGUCUUCAACACCCGUGCACGCGUUUUAGGAGGCGGAAGUUGCUUGAACGCUGGGUUCUACACCCGGGCCAGCACUGACUACGUCAGGGACGCUGGGUGGGAUGGUGGACUAGUGAACCAGUCCUACCAAUGGGUUGAGAAGAUGGUGGCCUUCAAGCCCCCUAUGCUUCAGUGGCAAUCCGCCGUUAGAGAUGGACUAAUUGAAGCUGGUGUGUUACCUUAUAAUGGCUUCACUUAUGAUCACAUUUAUGGGACUAAGGUUGGUGGAACUAUCUUCGAUUCUAAUGGCCAUCGACACACUGCUGCUGAUUUGCUUCGGUAUGCCAACCCCAAAGGGCUCACAGGUCUUCUACAUGCCACCGUUCACAGAAUCUUGUUUAGGACCAAAGGGAAGAUAAGACCGAGAGCACAUGGAGUGGUGUUCAGAGAUGCAGCAGGAGUGAAACACAGAGCCUACUUGAAGAAGGGGUCGAUGAAUGAGAUAAUCAUAUCAGCAGGAGCCCUUGGAAGUCCACAGCUGUUGAUGCUGAGUGGGGUGGGUCCAGCCAAGCACCUUAAGUCCCACAACAUCAAGGUGACAUUGGACCAGCCCUUGGUGGGUCAAGGAAUGGCGGACAACCCCAUGAAUGCCAUCUUCAUCCCUUCCCCCAACCCUGUUGAGGUUUCUCUCAUUCAAGUGGUGGGCAUUACUAAACUCGGAAGCUACAUUGAAGCUUCUAGUGGAAGCAAUUUUGCUCAGACCUCAACCUCUCCUAAGAGAGACUUUGGGAUGUUCUCACCUCAGACUGGGCAGUUGUCGAUUGUACCCCCAAAGCAGAGGACACCAGAAGCUAUAGCAAAAGCAACAGAAGCCAUGAAAGCUCUUAGUAAUGAGGCUUUCAGAGGGGGGUUCAUCUUAGAGAAGGUCAUGGGUCCUAUUUCAAGAGGGCAUCUUGAGCUCCGGAACAGAAACCCAAAGGACAACCCGUCAGUCACCUUCAAUUACUUCAAAGAACCAGAGGAUUUAAAGAGAUGUGUUGAUGGGCUUAGAACCAUAGAGAAGGUGAUUGAAUCCAAGGCCUUCUCCAAUUUCAGGUACCCAUAUCUCUCCACACAAGCCCUCAUCAACAUGACCUCAAAUUACCCAGUGAACUUGAGACCAAGGCAUGACAACGAUUCGACGUCGUUGGAGCAGUUCUGCAAGGACACAGUCAUGACCAUAUGGCAUUAUCAUGGAGGGUGUCAAGUGGGCAGGGUUGUUGAUCGGGAUUAUAAGGUUCUUGGAAUAGAUGGAUUAAGGGUUGUUGAUGGCUCCACCUUCCAUGACUCCCCUGGUACAAAUCCUCAAGCCACUGUGAUGAUGCUUGGAAGGUAUAUGGGAAUCAGGAUUCUAAAAGAGAGAUUUGAAAGGAAAAGCUCGAAUUAAGAUAUGAUCAGAGGGUCCUGCAUUUAAUUAAUUAUUAAGGAAUUAGUAAUAAGUGUCUGUGCGUGUGUUGUUGUGUAUUAGUG